AUGAGUGAACCCGGAUCCAGUGAGACUUCUGCUUACUAUGAAACAACCACAAGCGGAACCUAUGAAAGUAAUGACAUUUAUGCGAAAGGUUCUAUUCAUCAAGCUCUUGUUGACGAAUUGAGAUAUCAAAAAAGAGUUCCAAUGCAAAAUGUCAUUUUGAAAAAACAAUCUUCCUCAUCAAGUUCAAUUCAAACCCCAGUAAAGGGAAUUUUAAUGAACGGAUAUAACUCACCCAGUUCAUCUCAAUACACAACGAAUUCAAACCCUUCUUCGAGGAAAUCAUCACCAAAGAGUGUUUCGAUUGCUCCCUCUGCCAAAAGCGAUGUCACCAAUGACGCGGGAAAUAAUUUAUUUAUUGAGGAAAUGAAAAAAGCAUUCUCAACUAUAGAUACAAACGGAGACGGCAAGUUAUCCAAAAAUGAGCUCGCUGUCGCAAUUCGAUCAUUUGGAAUGGAUCCUUCUGCCAAAGAACUAAAUGAUCUUUUUCAAAUGGCAGGAUCAAAAGAUGGUUUUAUCGAUUUUGAACAAUUCUCCUCUUUGAUGAAAAAAUCUGUCAACAUCGAGUUGUUUGAGGACGACAGAAAAAAGAAAAAGUCCAUCACAACCAUUUUUGACUCUAUCGAUAAGAACGGAGACGGAUUCAUCGAUCUACAAGAGUUUAAGGAAUUGUUGGAAAGUAUUCCAGGUGCAUCAAGAAUAAACCCUGAGAAAGACGUCCAAAUUAUGAAAGAAAUAUUAGCAAGUAUGGAUCAAAAUAAGGAUGGGCUAGUUGAUUUAAAUGAGUUUUAUGAAUGCAUGCUUAAGGAGAAGGAUUUCUUUGAAAAAUGUAAAUCACUCUUCGAACCUCAUCCCUUGCAAUACAUUAAUGUUUUCAAGAAUUUACCCUCUAGCUUUAGAACAUCCACAUUGUAUAGCCUCAAGCACACUGGAAAAUUUAAUACUUCUAAUUUUGUGACUCCCAACUUGAACGAAUCUGGAAUUAACUAUUUGGAUCUUACUUUGGACACAUGCUCAAAAAACAUUUUACCAAUCUAUGCAUCCAAUUUUAAAAUCACACUGAACCUUGCCAAGGGAGUUCCAUUGCCAAGAGAAAAUGUAAAGAUUAUUGAUCGAAAGGUAUACAUGAUUCUAGCAUCGAACGACAAGUACAUUAGCAACAUUCACCAAGUGUCAGCCAUUUGGUCACCCAACAAGUGUGAUGAAUGGUCCUUCACGAACAACACAGAAAGCAAUGUAUUGUUACGAACCAUGGUGGAUCAUGUGAAUACCUCACUCUUAUUAGAAUUUGUCAUUGUUGUUGAAGGUGAAAGAGGAGCAACACAUGAAAUUUGUUGCGGCCACACCUCUGUUCCACUCAACGGUGAUUACCAAAAUCCCAAAAACUAUGACUUUUUCUUAAUGGGAGGAAGCAUCAAAAAACCAGUGGAUAUCGCCCAAGAAGAUGUUAUUUUCAGUAAGAACAAUGUGGUUGGAAAACUUGGAGUGUUGUUUAAGGGAUUACCAAAACCUCAAAUUUCUCUAAGAAUCAUGGCAGUCACAUCGAUUCAGAAACAACAAAAAUUGUCGACUUGCCCUCCCAAUAUUGUGACCAAUUACUGUGGUUGGGAAAUUCUAUCGACGUAUCGAAAAGUUCUUGCCAAGAAAUUAUUUCCAACUCGAGUGCUGGAUGAGCGAAUGGUUGAAAGCACAAGUGCAGAACUUCGAUGGUUUCCUCAAUUAUUAGAUGAUAAGGAUUUAUGGUUACUCUUUCUAGAUAAAUGGCAAGCACUGUUGAAUGUUGCCAAGAAAUCCAAAGAUAAGAAACCUCAAGAGAGUGUUUUUUUGAAAUUAGUGCAUGACGUCAAGAGCGCAUUGUUUUGCACGAAUUUGCCAAAAUACACUGGACGUCAAACUGUAAUAUCCCUCUUCUUUGAGAGCCCGAAAGAAGUGUUGAACUCGAAUGGAUUAAUGUUCAAACCUUUUGAUGCUUCGGAAUGUGUACUCUCGCCCAUGUACAGCAAAACCAUUUUUGAACAAUUUUGCCUCCAAAAAUAA
Molecule: messenger RNA, 2034 nt
Organism: Naegleria lovaniensis
Lineage: Eukaryota; Heterolobosea; Eutetramitea; Acrasida; Naegleriidae
Exons: 2
Coding region: 1-2034 (677 amino acids)
Biological process (GO): protein localization involved in establishment of planar polarity
Cellular component (GO): cilium; cytoplasm
Molecular function (GO): calcium ion binding
Source: RefSeq, a predicted model, not a curated record